UGACAAUCGAGGUUACGGCAUGAGUGCACCACCAUCGUCGUACGACGACAUCUGCGAGAAGGGCAAGGCGGAAGCGGAGCAGCGCUUGAUUGAUCACUUUAAAGACAAUGGUGGUGAAGUGUGGAACAUUCGGUCGGGCUGUUUGGGGUGCAAGACGAACCCGAACAACGUGCCGUUGAAGACAUGCAGUCAAUGCAAGACCGCGCUGUUUUGUAGCAAGGAGUGCCAAAAGGCCGCAUGGAAGACACACAAACACGAAUGCUUAAUCAUCUCCACGUUCGCCCACGACGAAGCAGACGCGUCGUCCAUUCCCACAACCAUCCAGGCAUGUCUUGACACGCUGUCGCGGACUGAAGCGGUCAAGACGACAGUGUCGGAUGCAGCGCUGAUCAAGGUCGCGAGCAGCAUCGGACUGACAGGGCCAAGCUUCCCUGGAUGGUUCUGCACCGUGAAUCUCAUCGACCAUCCCGCAGCACACUCCGUGUACAUUAAAGCCAUCCUACAGCUCUACGCCAUCUUACGCGACGAAGCAUGCUGGACGCGCGACACGGACAGCUUUCCGCGCUCGUCCUACACGUUUGCCACGACCAUCCCCACGACAUCGGCGUGGCGAAGCGACGCGGUCGCCGCGUUUUUGGCGGCGAACGGUCCUCUGGUGAUCUUCACGGCGUGGCUGCAGGACCCGCAACCACCUGCGAUUCAAUCGGUGCCGUUCGAGAAGCGUCUGAUCUAUGGCCUGCUCGACUCGUUGCUUCAGAUCGAGUGCGUUCGAUGUUGAAUACGGGCUCUAAGAUUCUAACUCGAUAAUGGAGUAGGGAAAUCCGACUGGCUAUUGACGACUACAUGGAUGACGUCAUGUCGAGUGCAUCGGCUACGUCGUAGCCAUCGCAUUUCGUCAGCAUGUCGUAGUCGCUACUAUGGUGGCCAAGAUGCCAAUGCCUUCCGUCGGAUGGACGACUACUGUAGCGAUAUGUCUGGAGGAAAACUACAUAUACUAAUGAACGUGUGUCUAA
Molecule: messenger RNA, 1013 nt
Organism: Aphanomyces astaci
Lineage: Eukaryota; Oomycota; Saprolegniomycetes; Saprolegniales; Verrucalvaceae
Exons: 8
Coding region: 20-778 (252 amino acids)
Source: RefSeq, a predicted model, not a curated record